Messenger RNA from Cantharellus anzutake, 1323 nucleotides. RefSeq lists its product as uncharacterized. The record is from RefSeq and is a predicted model, not a curated record. Lineage: Eukaryota; Fungi; Basidiomycota; Agaricomycetes; Cantharellales; Hydnaceae. Gene Ontology annotation, biological process: protein phosphorylation. The coding region runs from base 1 to 1323 and encodes 440 amino acids. The transcript has 2 exons. Gene Ontology annotation, molecular function: ATP binding; protein kinase activity.
AUGGAUUACCAGGGGAAGAGUUCCCCACUUUGGGACUGCCGAUAUGCUGCUGAGACGCCGAAGCCCACGGUUGCUAUCGCUAUCCAACUCUAUCACCCUGCUUUUGCAUUUUUUUCCAGCAAAGCUUUUGACCCUGGGUUUGAGGUCCCUCCCGAGUUGGAAUCGCAGACCUACAAUCUGCUGGUGAAAUCCGCCGCCAUAUACCGCAGCGAGGAGGAGCGUCGGCUGAAAAUUAAGCCAAUCCUUGGGAAAAUCAUUGGUCGUUCCUUGCUUGCUGUGCGCAACGAUGAUUUCACAGCACCUGACGGUAGUGUAAUGGGUUCCCACCCAGGUCCCGCAAGCUAUAUCCUUGUCAAUGAAGGGAAGAAAGAAAUCGGGGAUGGAGGCUCUGACCCUUCAACUCAAGCUGCAUUUUCAUUUUUACGUCGAUACCAACAGGAAGAGGCCCAGGAUAUCGCGCAGAGGUGCUGCUGUCCAACUUUCCUUGUCGCCCAAGCUGGACCCUGGUUUGCCAUUCUGGGCGGUGUCAUUACAUCCCAAUGCAUUGUCCAGCGGCUGACGGACUUCCUUUGGCUCCCUUUUCAUUCUUCCCACGAUGAAGACCAGUGCACUCGGAUUGCGCGUAUUCUCUACGCUCUUAGAGAGUCACUUUCACAACUGGAUGAUUGGUACAAAACCAUUGCUCGGCUUUCCCCAAUAGAUAUUGGAGUGCCACAUCCUAGGUUCUUCCCUUCUCCAGACCACUUCGAGCACGAUGGCAAACUUGUCAAGUUUACAUAUGAAAAACCUUUUGAUCCCGACCCAUCUUGCAAAACAUACCUCGCUACCGCCAACAAAACCAAAGUUGUGGUCAAAUUUGUCACUGAUUAUGGUGCUGAUGUGCAUCGUGCGAUGGAGGACGAGGGGUUCGCACCGAAAUUGUUGUAUUGUGGACCAGUCAAGGUCAUUCCAGCAAUGCCAGGGUAUGGCAAGCUCAAAAUGGUCGUUAUGGACUAUGUAGCCGGCAACACGCUCGCUGAUGUGUUGAAGUCAGAGGAAGGGUGUGCGGCCCGGAACUCGCCGAUAGAAAGACUUGGCGCGCUCCGGAAUAUCAUCAAGUCGCUUCACGCGAAACACUUUGUCUACGGAGAUCUUCGGUCACCGAACAUAAUGAUUACGACGGAGGGGAAGGUACAGCUCAUCGAUUUUGACUGGGCCGGAAAGCACGGCGAAGCCCGAUACCCACUAUCGAUCUCGCCUUGUGUUGAAUGGCCCAAUGGGGUUUCUGGAGGGGGGUACAUUCAACCAGAGCAUGAUAAUGCAAUGUUGGACUUGUUGUUUUAA